ACGCUCGAAAGCACCAAAACACCGAUCCAACCUAAGAAAGAAAAACGAAACUCCGAGGUUCCUAUUUUUCCCACUGGUACACCCAACUCAUCUCACACGCACUUCACUCUAGCUUUUCUCAACUUUGACCCUUGACUCUUUCUCACUCUCCACUCCUAUAUAUAUGCAACCACAUCACACUCCUCUUUUUUCAUAACUGAACUUCAAAUAACACAUUACCUCUCUCUACCUACUUGUAACUCGAUCCAAGCUCCAAAAAAAAAAAAACCAAAAACAGAACUGUUUACUUGAUAUGGGAAACUAUUCUUCUUGUUUCUGUAUCCACCGAUCAAACCUUAAAACUGCUAAACUAAUUGAUUCUAAAGGGACUCUAAGACAACUCAAGCUCCCAGUUAAAGCUGCUGAGCUUAUGCUCGAAGAACCUGGCUACGUUGUUUCAGCUGCGCAUGAGCUUCUGCGGACAGGUCGCGUCAUAGCCUUGCGAGCUGAAGAUGAGGUUUUAGCUAGAAAGGUUUACCUUUCUCUCCCUUUAUGUAGGGUGAACCGUAAGAUUUCUGAGUCUGAGAUGAGGAUUAUUCAGUGUGCUGUUGCUGUUGAGAAGAUGUCCCCCAAAAAGAAAAGUGGUGCCAAGGUUUUACCGGCUGUGGCUGUGGAGGUGAAGGAGGAGGAAGAGGAGAUUGAGAGUGAGGUUGUUGGGGUUUUGGAAGAGCAGGAUACGGAUUUUUCCGGUUGCAGAUUGGCGAAUUACCAGCGGUGGACUCCUGUGUUAGAACCCAUCUUUGAGGAGCCUUAUUAAGGCAAGAGUCUUCCUAUUUUCAAUGGAAAAUUUGAGUGAAUGAGAAUAUAUAUGUUGGAAAGUGAAGGACGAUGUACAUAAAGAGUUGUUCAUAUAAAUCUUUCAAGGAAGAUUUUCAAUUGAUUUACUGAUUCUUUCAUGUAAAUAAAUUAAUUAGGAUUUGAUAAUUAUUUUUCACAUGGAAUGGAAUUUUAAGUUGAAUAA
Ricinus communis (castor bean) is the source of this 1000-nucleotide messenger RNA. RefSeq lists its product as uncharacterized. Bases 293 to 796 code for a protein of 167 amino acids. The transcript has a single exon. NCBI's taxonomy places the organism in Eukaryota, Viridiplantae, Streptophyta, Magnoliopsida, Malpighiales, Euphorbiaceae. The record is from RefSeq and is a predicted model, not a curated record.